Molecule: messenger RNA, 939 nt
Organism: Indicator indicator
Lineage: Eukaryota; Metazoa; Chordata; Aves; Piciformes; Indicatoridae
Gene: ATPSCKMT
Product: ATP synthase c subunit lysine N-methyltransferase
Exons: 4
Coding region: 1-663 (220 amino acids)
Biological process (GO): positive regulation of proton-transporting ATP synthase activity, rotational mechanism; peptidyl-lysine trimethylation; regulation of mitochondrial ATP synthesis coupled proton transport
Cellular component (GO): mitochondrion
Molecular function (GO): protein-lysine N-methyltransferase activity
Source: RefSeq, a predicted model, not a curated record
AUGUUUAAGGCACUAGCGAACGAGAACCAUGCAGCAGGGGCCCAAGAAGACUGCGGGAGCAGCUCCAGGAGGAGCUGGGGUCUGUUGGUCACAGCCGGUGUCGGUGGGACCUUGUUGGCACUCUAUGCUGUGGUUAUCCCCUUCGUGACCCCAGCUUUGAGGAAAGUGUGCCUGCCCUUCGUUCCUGCAACUUCCACUCAAAUCCAGAAUGUGCUGAAAAUGUUAGAAAACAGAAGUGGCUCUCUAGUUGACAUUGGUAGCGGGGAUGGCCGUAUUGUGAUAGCAGCUGCAAAAAAGGGAUUCAAAGCUGUUGGUUAUGAAUUAAAUCCCUGGCUAGUUUGGUACUCCAGAUACCGUGCCUGGAGAGAUGGGGUACAUCAGAACACCAAAUUUUAUAUUUCAGACUUAUGGAAGGUUUCUUUUUCCUGUUACACAAAUGUUGUUGUUUUUGGGGUACCUCAGAUGAUGCCACAGUUGGAGAAGAAGCUGGAAGAAGAACUUGGGUAUAAUGCCAGAAUCAUUGCCUGUCGUUUCCCUUUCCCUUCCUGGAUCCCAGAUCACACUGCCGGAGAGGGAAUAGACACUGUGUGGGCCUAUGAUUUGAAACGUUCUAGAGGAUGUGAAACAAAAAGCUUGGAAAUUACACCAGAGAUGGAAUCCUAAAAUCUAAUUUUGUUUAGUAUUGGAGUUUUUGGCUUUGACUUCACCUGUUGAAGAUGAGAUUAAUGUGAAUAGAGCCCCAAAAAUACAGAGUUAUAUGUUCUCUAAAAUAACCUUAGUACACUGAUUAUCUGAAAGUACACAAAGGUUCUUGAAAAGUGUGGUUCAAUGGCUUAAUGAAUUAGCAACAAUUAUGAGAAAGUUUUACAGAAGCAGAAAAUUUUGAUAUGGAAAAUGGGAUAAAACACAGUUCACUACUGUUAAAGGGAAUGUAUUUUA